GUGACACGGGGCGGCUCUGGUUUCAAACACAGCGCCCAUCUUUAACACAAUAGCACCAGACAGACUUCGUCCCAUAGCGAGAUACCGCCGCUCAUGAACUAACACAAGAACAGCAAACAGUUACGUGAGGGAUUCACAUCGAUCUCAAACCCUCGCUGCUCAAGAACAACCAUAACAACAACAACAACAACAAACAAUUGCGAUUGUUCUCUUUGGAAAAUCGACGUCUGGAGAACAUCGACAUUCAAAAGGAAACAACGAAGGCUUGAACCCGAGCACUGACAUCCCCUGCCAGCCCUUGACACAGGCAUGACGUGAAGCCUAGGUAAAUGAAGACAAGAGACAGGAAGAAAAUAAAAGAUGAUCGAAACAAUGGAUACCCAGCGUUGUCUGCAGGCGGUGGAGAGGUUACAGUCUCGCCUGAAGGAAAAGGGAGCCAGUGUUCCUGCGGAGGAGAAGCUAAAUCUUCUGAAAACGGUCCUGCAGAGUCCUCUCUUCCACCAGAUUCUCGCCCUGCAGAAAUCAGUGCAACAUCUGAAGGAGCAUACUCCAUAUAUUGACUCCGAUCUGAAGGGUGGCCAUGACGGGUUCUCAGCGCAGCUCAAUGGGCAGCCUUCAUCUGAAGAGUUUGAACAUAUCAUCCGUUCUAUGGCUCAGGGUCGGUACGUGACAAAAAUUAACCUGCCAAAGCCGGUAUCCGGUGGUUUGGGCUUCAGUGUUGUUGGACUGUGCAGCGAGAACCGUGGAGAGCUCGGCAUCUUCAUUCAGGAGAUUCAGGCCGGGAGUGUGGCAGACAGUGAUGGUAAACUGAAGGAGGGAGAUCAGAUCUUGGCGAUUAAUGGUCAGCCGCUGGAUCAGAGGGUCAGUCACCAGCAGGCCAUUGCACUUCUGCAGCAAGCAUCGGACCACAUGGAAAUCACUGUCGCCCGUGGGCCCGUACCACAACUCUCCAGCCCAGUGGUGUCCAGAACGCCCAGCGCUGCAAGCACCCUUUCAGCACACUCCAGUGCGACCCACUGGACUCAUGUAGAGACAAUCGAGCUGGUGAACGAUGGAACUGGUUUGGGCUUCGGGAUUGUUGGCGGUAAAACCACCGGCGUUGUUGUCAAAACCAUCUUACCUGGAGGCAUCGCUGACCAAGAUGGUCGUUUACGUAGCGGGGAUCACAUCCUGCGUAUCGGUGAUACGAAUCUUUUCGGUCUGAGCAGUGAGCAGGUUGCUCAGGUCUUAAAACAAUGUGGCAACAGAGUCCGACUGCUCAUCAGCCGCGCGACGGUGGACGAUGCUCCACCUGUUCAUAUCUCCCUGCCAACCGUCACCGAGCAACAGGGUUUUGAGGAAGAAGAACAGGAUGCUUUUGAUGUGAGUCUGACGAAGAACGCUCAGGGGUUGGGCAUCACCAUCGCUGGAUAUGUGGGGGACAAAACCUCAGAGCCCUCCGGGAUAUUCGUGAAGAGCAUUUCUAGGGACAGUGCCGUGGAGCAAGAUGGGCGAAUUCAUGUCGGGGAUCAGAUCAUAGCUGUAGAUGGUAUGAAUAUCCAGGACUUUACUAACCAGCAGGCUGUUGAGGUUCUUAGACACACAGGUCAGACUGUACACUUGAAACUGGUCCGACGCGGCUUUAAACCAGAGGACGCAUUCCCACCAAUCAUACCUGUAACCAUGGAGACCAGACCUGCCCCUGGUGCGUCCAGAAACUCAACGAUGGAGCGCAUGAAUGACAAACACGAUGAGAGGUCAUAUCUCAGUCCAGCUGAAACCUCCAAACCCCCGUCUGUCACGGUUCCACCCAUCAGAACUGCAGAAAGGCGAGACGGAAUGAAGCUGAGCUCUGAGGAGGAACUCAAACUCUUGCAGAAGUGGCAGAAGGACGUUGGCAUGUGCAGCGAGGUCAUUGUGGUUCAGGUGGAGAAGUUCAGUGAGAACAGCGGUUUAGGGAUCAGUCUAGAUGUUUGUUCCGGCCAUCACUUCCUGUGCUCUGUGCUUCCAGAGGGUCCUGUCGGACGUUCCGGGAAAAUCUGCAAUGGAGACGAACUGCUGGAGGUGAACGGCAUUCCCCUCCGAGGAGAGACUCAUAAAGAUGUAGUCGAUAUUCUGAAGGAACUGCCUGUCUGUGUGACCAUGGUCUGCUGUAGACCCGCCCCUCUGAUGACUGACAGCCAAACUGACCAACUACGAGCGGUGGAUGUGGCCGUGGAAUCCACAAUUCAGGUGCAUGAUGAGCUUGAGGACUUCAUGGUUGCUGGGGAAUCAGAGGACGACAUGAGAGAUCAUGUGACUGAGGAGUCUGCCGGAAUGCCGCUAGCGAUGUGGGAAAUAGAGAUUCAGGACAUCGAACUGGAAAAAGGAGAGAGUGGGCUGGGCUUCAGCAUUCUCGAUUACCAGGACCCCAUGGACCCGGCUAAGACAGUAAUUGUGAUUAGGUCUUUGGUUCCUGAUGGCGUUGCAGAGCGAGAUGGACGCUUGUUGCCAGGAGACCGCCUCAUGUAUGUCAACAACAUGAACCUGGAGAGUGCCAGUUUGGAAGAGGCGGUGCAGGCGCUGAAAGGAGCAAACAUGGGCACUGUCCACAUCGGGGUGGCCAAACCACUGCCGGCUGAGGGUGAGGACAUCUCUUCCUCCUUUAACUUCUCGGCUCUGGUGCUGACGGAAUGUUGUGGUGAUGAUGAGGAAGGGGAAAUUUUGUUCCGCGCUGAGCCUGCAGUGAUCAACUCCAGCGAUUUCGACCUGUCUGAUGAAAAGGCGUUUGAGUGUCAGUUUGUCGAAGAAGAGGAUGAGGCAUUGCAGGCAUCGAUGAUCGCUCAGCACGGCAGCACUUGCAGCACUGAUCAUCAGAUGACCAGACAGUCCUCCACACCCAAGAGGAGUGUUCUCCAGGAAUCUUUCUUGGAUUAUCCCUUCAUGGGCACGUCCGGAAUUGCGGAUGACACGGAACCCUUCACUCCUGAGCAGAGGGCAGUGCCUUGGAUGCCUGAGGGAAGGGCUUUUAGGAUGGGACUCACCCACUCUGACUUGUUCUGUGAACUGGGCCUAGAAGAGGUGGAGCCACUGGCAUCAGAGGUGGGGUUAUCUAAAGCUAGCCCCACCCCCGUGCAUAAAGAGGAGGGGCUUGAACAGUCAUUUUACACCAAGGUGGACCCAAUGGUGGGCACUCUUGGAGAAGGCCUGGUCAAGAGUGGUAACCAUGGAGAUCAAGACUUCCAGAAGGAAGGAGAUUUCCUUCCAGCUAUAACUGCAGAUGAUUCCCAGCAGGUAAACACCCCCGUGGGGAGCAGUUUCGAGAGGACCAUCACUGUCGUCAAGGGCAACUCCAGUCUGGGUAUGACUGUGUGCGCAGUGAAGGAUGGCGUGGGUAUGCUGAUUCGUAGUAUCAUUCACGGCGGCGCGAUCAGCAGAGACGGGCGUCUCGGGGUCGGUGACCUUAUUCUGGCCAUUAAUGGAGAACCGACAGGAAAUCUGACCAACGCCCAGGCACGAGCCAUGCUCCGCAGGCACUCUCUGACUGGACCAGAUAUGGGAUCCACAGCUGCUGCUGGGGAAGAGCAAAACCCCUUCUCUGUAAUCACGUAUGUACCUGCAGAAUAUUUAGAGGAAUACAGGGCAAGCCAACAGAUCAAGGGUGACAUUCUCUCCGAAGGCGAAAACAACACUCAACAUCGGACAAUCUCAGAGCUCCCAGAGAGAGAAGAUGGAGAAGGAGAGGAAAGUGAACUACAGACAGCAACUUCCAGCAACUGGAACCUUCCGCGGAGAGUGGAGUUGUACAGGGAAGCUGGGAAAACUCUGGGUAUCAGUAUUGUCGGUGGGCGGGGCAUGGGCAGUCGCCUUAGCAAUGGAGAAGUGAUGCGGGGCAUCUUUAUUAAACACAUCUUGGAGGACAGUCCUGCAGGACGCAAUGGCACACUAAAGACUGGAGACAGGAUUGUAGAGGUGGGUGGAGUGGAUCUACGUGAUGCCAGUCAUGAACAGGCAGUGGAAGCCAUCCGUAACGCUGGAAACCCUGUUGUGUUCCUGGUCCAGAGCAUCAUUCAAAGAGACAAAAAGCUGCUUGUUCCCUUCCUACAGCUGAACCGUUCAGAGCCCCCACUUCGUCCUUAUCCCGAAUCCUGCUUUACACACAAACCGUUGCAGACAUCUACGGCAGAUGCAGUGGAGGAGAGUUCAGCGUCCAGCUCAAAAAACAGCAACGAGAAGGACAUUGACACUCACAGUAGACUUUUCCUUCGUCUGUGCCCAACUAAUCCUUUCACUCCUACACCGUUUAAGCUUAAUCGAGAAGCAGGAAAAAUCUCCCCGACAACACCCAUCCUGUCGUUGCCAGUUGUCCCACAUGUUGGGGAAACAGAUACGGACACUCUGACAGAGACCGACCAUAACAAUCAUAACAAUGGGCCUGAUGAGGAAGAGAUGGAUGAAUACGGAUACAGUUGGAAGAAGGUUACGGAGCGGUAUGGUCGUUUACCGGGUCAGCUGCACGUGAUCGAGCUGGAGAAGGGUCGCACAGGCUUGGGUUUGAGUCUGGCAGGAAACCGGGACCGUUCACGCAUGAGUGUCUUUGUUGUGGGCAUCGAUCCCAGUGGUGCCGCCGGCCGAGACGGACGCAUCGUCGUGGGAGACGAACUGCUAGAGAUAAACGAUCAGGUUCUCUAUGGCCGCAGUCAUCAGAACGCCUCUGCCAUCAUUAAAAGCGCCCCAUCAAAGGUCAAGAUCAUCUUCAUCCGGAACAGAGAUUCUUUGAGUCAGAUGGCUGUUGGACCAAUGAAGGAGUUUGGAGACUCCCUGGAUACACACACAGAGACAGAGACGUCCAGCUCAACACUAGACAACAUACAACACAUAACUCUACCUGUGGAGGAUGGAGAGGUGGGUGUAGUCCUGAAGGAGGACGACAGCGGGAAUGGAUUGAUCAUUCAGAGUGUAGACGAGAACAGUCCGGCUGGAAGGGAUUGUGUGAUUAAGGUUGGAAACAGACUGCUGGCAAUAGAUGAUGAAAUGGUGGUCGGACUCUCCGUGGAAAAGGUGAUGUCUCUACUGAAGAAAGCCCAGAACUCUGUGAAACUCACCAUCUGCACUGACCCUGCCUUCCUGUCCUCAUCAUCCAAUAAUAUUUGCCCUGGAUCAGACCAGGGAACCACCCUUCAAACCAGCCUCCCUCUGGUCUCUUUGACAUCAUCUGAGAUGGAGCCAAUCAGGAGUUCAAGCAGAUCUUCCACACCGGCAACAUUAGCUUCUGAUCCAGUGACCUGUCCCAUCAUCCCCGGCUGUGAGACCACCAUAGAGAUCUGCAAGGGCAGAACAGGACUGGGGCUCAGCAUCGUGGGCGGCUGUGACACUUUACUGGGUGGCAUAAUCAUUCAUGAGGUGUAUGAGGAGGGAGCCGCUUCCAAAGAUGGCCGACUGUGGGCAGGAGAUCAGAUUCUGGAGGUAAACGGUAUAGACCUGCGUGUGGCGACCCACGAUGAGGCCAUCAAUGUUUUGCGUCAGACUCCACAGUACGUUCGACUGGCAGUCUUCAGAGAUGAGGGUCAGUAUAAGGAAGAGGAUAUGUGGGACGCUCUGACCAUCGAGCUUCAGAAGGAACCAGGCCGCAGUCUCGGACUUAGCAUCGUCGGGAGAAGGAAUGAUACGGGAGUCUUUGUGUCAGACAUCGUUAAGGGCGGAGUCGUAGAGAGUGACGGGCGGCUCAUGCAGGGAGAUCAGAUCCUUUCUGUUAAUGGGGAGGACGUUCGCUCUUCCACGCAAGAGUACGUGGCGGCACUGCUCAAGAGUCACACUGGUCCAAUCAUAAUGGAGGUGGGUCGCUUUAAAGCAGGGCCGUUCCACUCCGAGCGACGUCUGUCUCAGAGCAGUCAGAUAAGUGAGACAUGCAGCAGUAAACUCACUCCAUGCUCCAGCACUGCAGCUCUGCAGGGCGACACAGAGAAAACCAGUGAAUUGCUGGAUCAAGAUGUCAGGACAAUUGAAUUCAUGAAGGGGCCGUCAGACUCUCUGGGGAUCAGUAUAGCUGGAGGGGUUGGCAGUCCCCUUGGGGAUGUGCCCAUCUUCAUUGCCAUGAUGAACCCCAGUGGCCUCGCAUCACAGACGCAGAGACUCCGGAUUGGAGACAGAAUUGUGUCUAUCUGUGGAAACUCUACAGAGGGAAUGACUCACCAUCAAGCUGUUUCACUGCUGAAGAACACAGGCACCAUUCAACUCCAGGUAGUUGCUGGCGAUACAACAGUAACUGGCCCUUCAUCAGAACAGACAGCAGGACUCACAGCCAGCUGCAUUUUCCAUGACGACCUGGGUCCUCCGCAGUGUAAGAACUUAAGUUUAGAGAGAGGACCUGACGGACUGGGCUUCAGUAUUGUGGGUGGAUUUGGAAGCCCUCAUGGUGAUCUGCCCAUCUACGUCAAAACCGUCUUCAGUAAGGGGGCGGCGUCAGAGGACGGUCGUCUGAAGCGUGGAGAUCAAAUCGUUGCUGUUAACGGUCAGAGUUUGGAGGGAGUCACUCACGAAGAAGCCGUUGGUAUUUUGAAGAAAACCAAAGGAACUGUGACACUCACUGUGCUGUCAUAACCACACAAACACACAGCUCUGGCUUAAACGGAUAGUUCCCUCAAAAAUGAAAAUUUUCAGUGACUCACCUCUUCUGUGAAACACAAAAUAUUUGAAAAAUGGUACACAGAUUGCAUAUACUAGGGGCUGUCAAGCUCCAAAAAGACCGAAAAAACAAAACCUUAAACAGUGAUUACGACUUGUAUGGAAUGGACCUAUUUUAAGAGCGCUAGCGUUAAGCGCAGCGCUAUGCUUUAAGUCAUAAGUGCAAAAUCAGUGGGCAUAGCCAUGAAGUUUUGGUAUUUUCCUGCAAGCAUGCGCUAGUCUAGGCGCAAUUGCGUUAGUCGAAAUUUCGUGCAAAAAGCGCUAAUGGGCUGGGUCAAGUGCAAUUGAAUUUGGAGGUCCUUCUCCGUUUAUUGCACCGUUUGCGUGCUAUUUUAUAGUGCAUUUCCUUUCAAGCGCCAACAAUAUAAACAAAGACAGCACAUUCAUAAGAAGUUGAGAGUGUAAAAGGACUGUAUGCAGUGAAGUAGAAGAAUAGAAAUAUGGACAAGCUCCUUUUAUAUGCUUAGAAAAUGUGAUUCUCAUCAGGAUUUGGAUGUACUUUCAUCCACUGACACAAAUCAUGGCUAGUAUUAACAGUGAUUGUUUUGGCGCACACUUCACUUCUACCGGUCGAUUUUGAUUUGGAAAAAAAUGUAAGCAAAAAUAUUUCUAAAUUGAAAUCACACUUCAAACAAAACAAUAACGUAAUCAAAAUAAAGUGGUCAAAAAAUCAUACCAAAUCCAAACAUGUUACACUCUCCAACUUCUUCCACCAGCCCCAUUUGCAGAGACUUUAAAAUCACUCUACAACAACAGGUGGAAUAAUACCAAAUUAGAUCAUAAAUACAAUUGUAAAUGUUAACAUUAAUAAUAAUAAUAAUAAUUGAAAAAUAAACCGUGACCUAUAGAUAGUUUAACAAAAAUCAAAUACAUUUUUGUUUCAUUAAACGGCGAUCGUCAGGGACAUCAUUUCAUGUUCCACUUUAUUUUCAUUUACCACCUCCUGGUGGAAUCUCCUAACUGCAAAUGCAGGAACUGAAUUUAGACUUUGUGCUAAAAAACAGACCUGCUUCUGAAACGUCUUUGCGCAAUGACCUGUUUCUCAGGAAAACAGCAAAUUGUGCUUUGCGCCACUUCAUUAACAUACAAUACACCCACAAAUAGUGAAAACACUCCCACCCAUGGCCACUUGCCAAUUGGAUAAGACGUAGUGCACUGUCAAUGCACAUAAUGCUGCGCUUUGUGCACUCACGAAAGUAAAGCCCAAUAUUCUAAGUCUUCUGAAGAUAUCCAAUAGCUUUUUGUGACACUAGCUAUCAUAUAGCUUCAGAAGACUUCAGAAGUCAGUGUUAUUGGUAUUGUGCUGUUGACAACACAUAUUGAGAAUGAGUAAAGACAUUUCUGGGUGAACUGUUUCUUUAAUAAUCUUUGUAUUAGCACCUAUAGUGGGUAUGGAGUCUUUUUAAACACUGGAUUAAACACACUGAGUCUCUGAAAUGUCUCUCACACAUGCUAUGAAAUCUUUAAAUGAGAAUUAAAAACUACACAGAUUCUAGACAGAGAAAGAACCUCGACACUCUCUUUGCGGUUUAUGAUUUUACUAAUCACUGUUUCAUAGAAAGAUUUGAAGAACUGUAAAAUAUAAAAUGAUAACAAGAUAAAGCAAUUCUAAGCAAUAUUCCAAGUCCUAUACUGCAAAAAAAUACUUCUAAUUGAUGGCUUGCAAUAUGAUGAGGAUAAUCCUGAAUGUGUCAUUAGGGAGUGUAUUCACACACACUCUCUAAAAAGGGGCUUUUAUCAUGAAGACUGAAUUUAUCCUGAUGUUUAACUUAAAAUAUUUGAGUAACUGUGUUUCUUAAAAUAAGCUUUUAUGAAGACAGUUCGUUUGAAGAGUAUAAUGUGUCUGAAAAAAAAAAAAAAAAGGUGUCCAUUAGUGUUGAAACUGAAGUGCUGGUGUUUGUGCAUUUUCUAUAAUUAAACAAUGUGUUUUCAUUACUUUUAUUGAGCUUUGCCUUUAUGAGAAUAAACACCUUUUUUAUCCAAGUUUUAGUAGUCAUGUUGCUGGAUGUAGAACACACACACACAGUACUGUUUGUCCAGUUUUAAGUUUUGUUUUUCAAUUCAGUUCUGAUACAGUAUUGGGUUUCACUCCAAAUAAAUGAAUUAAAGUUACCUUGA
Myxocyprinus asiaticus (Chinese sucker) is the source of this 8760-nucleotide messenger RNA. Its product is annotated as multiple PDZ domain protein-like. The record is from RefSeq and is a predicted model, not a curated record. Gene Ontology annotation, molecular function: protein binding. The transcript has 52 exons. NCBI's taxonomy places the organism in Eukaryota, Metazoa, Chordata, Actinopteri, Cypriniformes, Catostomidae. The coding region runs from base 361 to 6558 and encodes 2065 amino acids.